GACAUAUGUCGUCAGCAAAUAACCAAAAUGUUUUUUUUUUUCAAUAUAGGCUUUCGCGAGCUCACUGGCUGGACGAUACUGUUCUGACCUCGGUGAUUGGAAACUAUAUCUUGAUAUUGCUCUUUUUCUUUUCUCAGUAUCAAUACAAAGCUUUUUUCGAGAUCAGUGACUGGAAAAUAGCAAUCAUUCUCGGUUGAACUAAGGUAUCACGCAUAGCUUUACGAAUUGCUUCAAUAUGCGUAGGUGUACGUUCUUAUCGCUCCUUUCUCCGCCCUUCGCAGAAAACACCAACCGCGACUUGCCCAGAUGCACUCACAUCCAGAUAAACCGGAUCCGAGUCGGUCCGAUUGACGUGCCUCAAGACGUGAUCAGUGCACGUCGUGACCAGGACAAGACUUUCGCCAUGUGGCUGAUGGACGAGGAACACUUGGAGGACCAUUUGAUGUUCGUGACAAGCGUCAUCCUCAACGUCAGCCUCGUGAUGGUCCUCACGUUCGCCUGGCUCGAAGCCGAUCUGGAGUUGGCAGGAUUGCCUUGGCUGUUGGCCGGUCUCGUGGCUAUUCUGCUUGCAGUGCAGAGCUGCACCUGGAUGUCCCUCGCGCUGUACAGUCUGUGGCUCUACCCAAAGGCCUAUUUCAACUGGAAGACUGCGUCGCGAAGCAGCCUGGAGUCCAGGCGCAGGCGCCGGCAGAGGCGCAGGUUGUCGAGGAGGGAGAGCGCGAGCGACCGCAGGAGCAAUAGCACUGGCACGCCGACUCCGCCAGCGGUGGACGAAGACGAACCUGACGUCAUCCAGGGGGCAGUUGGCACGGAGGCGCGCUCAUUUCGAAGUCGCGGAGCCCGCGCCUACGAUUAGCGGCUCGUCUAUUGCGACAGGGUGUUGCUGCUCUCGUACAGUGCCUGUUCGUCGCGGCGGAAAUACUGAAAACCAAGUCCCUGCAGUUCAGCGCAUGCGACUUCCGUGUGAACCAUUCUUCUGCUCGGAUUCCUCACGUGGCGACGUACGACCGAGGAGUCGGACAACUGACUUAUUCAUCAACGCCAAGCUGCUUUACUGCGCAGCUGCUCUUUACUGACAUGAUGUUCACGUGUCAAUAUUUGCUCACUUGUGAUGCGACUCGUGUUUCAAACUGACGCGUCUAGCUUUAACGGUGAACAGGGAUCACCGGAUGCGGGUUAUUUUUGAGCGAAAAGAAGAAAGACGUCAGAAUAUGCGCAGGACGCCACCUUUAUGCAUUCUAUAGAUUCCUGAGACAUAAACUGCUAUUAUUUCAACGUUCAUCAAGGAAUGUUUGCCGUUUAGAAGUGCACAUUUGACGCAUCGCAUUUUUCACUGCUCACCUGACACAGCGAUCGGCAUUGUUGUAGAGAUUAUAAUGCAGUCAUGCGGCACAGAAUGUUUAGAAAGCUUGCGGUUGUCUUUGACGAAUAGUCUGAAUGGUACGCUUGUAACGCAGCCUGCCCUUUUUGAAGUCAUUACG
This is a messenger RNA of Dermacentor andersoni, 1481 nucleotides long. RefSeq lists its product as uncharacterized. The record is from RefSeq and is a predicted model, not a curated record. NCBI's taxonomy places the organism in Eukaryota, Metazoa, Arthropoda, Arachnida, Ixodida, Ixodidae.